GUGUUUCCAUAACAUCCAAAAUCAGGGGUGAUGAACGUAACGACAAACUGGGGCAACCUCGCAGAGCUGCUCUGAUUCGAUCUAAAAUAUUAAACGGAGGCAGGCAGUACCGCCCUCUGUGGUGCGCACCAGCUCAGGCAGCGGCUCACUCAGGAAAUUCAAAUAGCGAGUCGUCUACAACACAGGCGCACGCAUCUUUAUGCGCCAAGGUCACCGAUCCGGCAGCCUGCGGAGGAUACACACGCACACCUUCAGUCCCUCAAAGUGACUAAUCAGCGUUGAGGUGGGUCAGUGAUGCCACCCCCAGCCACAAGUCCUCCCGCCGUGCCCCCACCAGAUGGCGGGUGGGGGUGGGCUGUGGUGCUUGGAUCUUUCAUCUCCAUAGGAUUCUCAUACGCUUUCCCCAAAGCCAUCACGGUCUUCUUCAAAGAAAUCCAGAUCAUCUUCGAUGCCUCCUACAGUCAGAUUGCAUGGAUCUCCUCCAUCAUGCUUGCGGUCAUGUAUGCUGCAGGUCCCAUCAGCAGCAUACUGGUUAACACAUAUGGCUGCAGGCCCAUCGUCAUGAUGGGGGGCUGCCUCUGUGCCCUGGGCAUGAUCUCAGCUUCCUUCUGCAACAGUGUGGUGCAGCUUUACAUCUGCAUGGGGGUUAUUAGUGGACUUGGGCUGGCCUUCAACCUUCAGCCAGCAUUGACUAUGAUAGGCAAAUACUUCUUUAAGAAGCGUCCCAUUGCUAAUGGGCUGGCAAUGGCAGGCAGUCCAGUCUUCCUCAGUACCCUAGCUCCUCUCAACCAGUAUCUCUACAAUCAGUUUGGCUGGAGAGGGAGCUUCCUCAUCUUGGGUGGUCUGCUGCUGAACAGCUGUGUGGCAGGUUCACUCAUGAGGCCUUUAGGGCCUCCGCCCAGCAAGGUCAAGAAGGAUGAAGAGUUGGCUAUCAUUGCUACCACGACGAAAGAGAAGCGCAGUUUAUGGCAAAUUGUUAACAAGUACCUGGACUUGACCCUCUUCAAGCAUCGCGGCUUUCUCAUUUACCUGUCAGGCAAUGUCAUCAUGUUCAUAGGCUUCUUCGCACCAAUUGUCUUCCUUGCUGCCUAUGCGAAGGACAUGGGCGUAGAUGAGUACUCCGCUGCCUUCCUGCUGUCAAUUCUGGCUUUUGUUGACAUGGUUGCCAGGCCCUCCAUGGGGCUACUGGCCAACUCACGCUGGAUUCGACCCAAGAUCCAGUACUUCUUCAGCUUUGCUGUGCUAUACAAUGGGGUGUGCCAUAUCCUCUGUCCACUGGCUGACAGCUACACUGGCUUGGUGGUGUAUGCAGUAUUCUUCGGCUUUGCCUUUGGUAUGGUCAGCUCAGUGCUGUUUGAGACCUUGAUGGACCUGGUUGGGGCUCAGAGGUUCUCCAGUGCUGUUGGACUCACUACCAUUGUAGAGUGCUGCCCAGUUCUCAUUGGGCCACCAUUAGCAGGGAAGCUCGUCGAUAUCACAAAAAAUUACAAGUACAUGUAUUUUUGCUGUGGAGCUGUUGUGAUUCUGGCCAGUAUUUGGCUCUUCAUUGGAAACUUCAUUAACUACAGACUCUUGGAACGUGAGAAGAAGCAUGCAGAGAUGUAUAAACGGACUGAGACAGAAGAUCCGGACCAAGCUCAGGAUAAAAAGGAGGCUGAUGGAAAUGCCUCUGAGGUACUGGUCAAUGAAAGUCAGAAAGAUGAGCAACCUAUGCAGCGGGAAACCAACAUCUAGAUUGUUCUACUCUGCCAACACCUCACUGUCACUGCUGCAAUCUUGCCACAUCCCUCCACUACGAUCAGACUGAACUCCAAGCCAAGAGGUGCCUCCCGGUGUUCCACCAGGCUCUAGUUGGGGUCCUCUACUUCUCUAAAACUAACUGCCAAAGCAACAUUAAUGUUGUAGAAGGCUGUGAGGGAUAACAUCACUUUGACAAAACAUAAAGUGUAACAUACUGUAUGCAUGUGAAGAGGCUAAAAGUCAAAAUGUUUGUGAAAAAUACCGCAGUACUAACUGUAUUUUCUUUUUUGCAACAUUCACCUUAGAUAGGAAAUGCUAUAAACUGCAGCUUGGGGACAAACACUCAUACAGCUUGGUGGCUGUUUGAGUCAAUACAAGGGAAUAUUGUUUGUGUCCUACAAGAGUGGGACAAGUGGGAGUGAUCAUAGCAGCAAAUUUAGAUAAUUGGCAGAUAAAUUGGAAAUCUUCAUCAGAUAAUGCCUAAAAAAAGUAUUAUCUGCUGUCAUUUAAUAAAAUAAUAAUAGUAAUGACUUGGUUUAUAUAGCACCUUUCAAGGAACCCAAAGUUGCUUUACAUACUCUUGCUUUACAUUACUGUGCAUAUUAAAGUCAAAGGCCUCAGUGAAUAGGUGGCAUUUCAGCUGUUUAUUGUAGCUUUUCUGUGUGACCCAUCAACAAAUAUCAUUCCGUUCUUCCUUCUGAUAUGACCCAAAUGCAACAUCACCUUGUUGCCAUUAUUCCAACAGCACCAGCAACCAGUGUUCAAAAUAAGAUAAGCCUCCUUAACAACAUACUUGGUCAAUAAACAAAGUUACUAAGGGAAAGCAAUGAUUUUUUUCUUUCUUCAUAGCUUCAAAGAUAUUUCUCUCACUGAGACAGUGUCCGUUACUCGUGAUUGACCACAGACUGCAAGUAAUAAAUGGACAUAGCUUCUGAGUGUGAAAAGUGAAGCGAGUGCGAAAGUGCCUUAAACAUGCAUCAUUUUUUAAUGGCUGCCAGCGGGUGACAAAUGGUAGUCCAAAUGUAUGGAAGUCAAAGGAGAUCACUCGAUCUGCAACCUCAAAAUACACUCGUGAUGAGCUUAUUGGCUUUCAAGACUUAUUAAAAACAACGUGAAGUUAAUUUAGUAAAUUACUGUGCAUAUUAAGACUCAGAGGUAUACUUUUGGGCAGGCCUACCUUGUGAUUGGCACAUGGCUAUAGCAGGAGCCUGUAGUCUCCCCCAGUUUCUCAGUGGGAACCACUCCUUGCUCGUUUCAAAACACCAAGGUGGCAGCAGAGAAAAUGCUCAGCUCGAGGCUUCACAUUGGGACUUCACUAAUCAAUGGGUGACGUCAUGGUGGCUAAAUCCAUCUUUUAUAUACAGUCUGUCCCUGAAUGACACUAAUCUCGAGCUCUGGGUUCAGGCACCAAAUUAUUUGAUUUAUGUCAUUACAUUUUGACAGUUUGAGGCAGUGUGGGUUGUUUGAGGUUCUUUUCAUACCAACUACACCAAUAUUUGACAAGCUAAAUGGAGGGCGCUAAAUUGUUAGUGCAGAUUUCCAAAGCAAAUGAAGGAAUUACCUUUGGCCAUAAUAAUGAACACACCCAUUCUCAAACUUGUCAAGAAUGGGAUGCUUCCUAAUUGCGCUGUGCUUUAUAUGGCAACUGGGUGCCCUAAAAUUCCCACUUCCAUAAAUAAGGAACAGAUGUGUUCACAGCUGGCGCCCGUGUAUUAUUCUGCCCAUCCGAGAACUGUAACACUGUGCAGUAAAACCUGCACAAAUGUCCCAGCUCUGAUCGAGUCAUAAAAUCCUGCAUUAAAUGUCUUGGGUUCCAUAUUCUCAUACUCAAAUAUACAAUGUGCUGCACUAAAAGAGAAAUUGCCACAAUUCACCCCAAACUUCAUUAUGAAAUUGCUGCAAUUCAAUAAAUUUAAUUAUGGUUGAAUGUAAUUUCCUCUGUGGGCCUUAAUAAGGUAUUAAUGACCAAAAACCAUAGACUAAGAGUAGUUUUCUACAUAUGAAGCCCAUAAGCAAUAUACUCAUAUUGUAAUACAGCUAUACAGGGAAAUGUAUUAGUGACCAGUGACACUCCUUACUGUGAUACAUUGCCUUAAAUGUAGGGUAAUCAGUGCAGGGGAGAUGUACAGUGAAUACUUGAAAGUAUUACACAAAGCUGAUAAAUCUUUGUGGUAAAUGUGGCCCACUUUUUUUGGUUUCAUUAACUUUAAAACUCAUGAGAAACCAAUGUAAUCUGCUCCCAUUUGUCUCCUAACAUAUCUGUAUAUGAGUGUUAAAGCUUUAAGUAUUUGUGUUCUCUAUGCUGCAGUCAUUAACGAACUCAUUAACUAAUUCACUAACAGCACCCAUACCAGUAGGUUAAAAAGUAUGAAGGAAUAUAUUACUAAUUAGCAAAUUCUAAUCAUGAUAUUCUGGAUGGCUGUAUGGUUGUUAUAAAUGUCAGUGUUGUUCAAUAUUCUAUCCAUUCCAUGUGUCUUUUUGUAAAUGUCACCCUGUUGUGCUGUUGAUCAAUUUUUGUCCGAAAACCUGGAGCUAAAACUGACCAAAUGAUAUCCUGCCACAGAAAGUAAGUCGAACAUAUUUGCAAGUAAUCAUGAACACACUGGCUCUUUUCUCCCCUUUUUAAAUAGUGAGAUACUCAGAAUCCUGAAAGCAGAUAUCCAGCUGUGUAGCAGCUCAUGCCUCGUCUUUACCUGAGUGAGCAGUACUGUGAUAUCCUCUGCAGGUGGGUUUAUAGGGAAAUCCGAUGAGCCCGCUGCUGUUUUGCUUGGCUGCAUGAACUCUGAGAUGGAUAUCAGUGAAUAGAUGUUUUAAAUGACUGCUGUUUUUGUUUGUUUGUUUGUUUUGGACCUGGACCUAGUCUUCUGUAUGCUUCCCUUUAAGAAUGACAGAGUUAAUCUGACUCUGCUAAUAUGGCCAUUUGUCAAUCUCCACAAAUACACUUUAGUUCACCAGCAUUUCAUGCCACUGUUAGACAGUAUUUUUAUAUACUAACACAGCUGUGCCCUCCUACAUUUAAACUUUGUGAAUGUGAAUGCUUGCACUUAAUUACUGGAAAGGGUCACUAUGAAUGCUGAACAAUCACUUUCUACCAAAUAACACUGCCCCCUGCUGGUUUCAAACCACCAAGAAAGGUAAAGAAGGCCAGCCUGUUAGAGUUUUACAUUUACUUAUUUAUAAAGUCAAAAUAAGGUUUUAGUUUCAUGGGAUGCACGAGCGUUUUCUUCUUUUUUCCUUUCCUAGAUUAUAAUUUGUUGGUAUUUAUAUGUUGAAGUAUAACACAGGACAAGACACAACAGAAAUACAUUUCACCACAGUUUCAUUCCUUUUUUUUUCAGUGCACAGUUUCCCCAUAAUUUAAAAUGAAGUGUUGUUCUUACUGCAGACGCGGUAUACAUAUUUUUAGUUCGGUGGUAAUUAUGCAGAAAAUAAUAAAGUAAAUAAAUAAAUAAAUCGCCUACCACUAAAUUAAAUGUGUGAAAGCAAACAACAUGCUUGGAAUUUUGUUGAGUUCUUAUAUAUAUGUUGAAUUGCAAAUCCAUGAAAGCAUUUUAUGUUUUUGUUUUAUGCUGUUUAUUCUAAGGAGUAAUAACUAAAUCUAAAAAUAUAACUUACUGAAUGACAUACACCAACAGCCUUAUCAGUUAUGGUGUAGCAUCUCAAAAACUGUGUUUUUUUUCUUUUUUAUGUUUCUAUAUUUACAAACAAGAUUUAUUUUGAGGUUUGCAUAAGACCAAAUUAAGCAGCAAAAUUACAUUAUAAAAAAUACAAAUAAUUAACCCCCCCAGCACUGUUUUUGUAAACACAGUUAACUAUUAAGCAGUUUAAUUUAUUAUCCUCGUGUGUACAGAAAUGAUGUCACUCUGCUGUCAGAUAUAUGCAGAUGUCAGGGUUGUGGGGUUGACCUGGACAGCACUUUGCAGCUACCACCCUCAGCUUGUUGGAUUGAUAGUAGACUGGAGUUUGUCAUUCAUGGUUCAAUAAAGAGGAAGAAAGGAUCAAAUGAUUCUGAGUCUGAAUGUACUACAAUAAAAUUUAAAGUUUUCUUUUUUGAGAAUUUUUGGAACCAAAAUUUUAUUUUCAAUUCUUUUGUAUUCCAAAUGAUCUUAAAAAAAAUAAAAUUAAAAUUCUAGUUUGCAGAUGCAGAUCUUCCCACAUGUGUAUCAGGCUGCUUUAUGUCGAUGUGGAGAUCAUCAUGUGUCGCUGUUGAUUGUAUAGAAGGUAGUUUGCUUCUGGGAGGCUGAGGAAUUGUAAGCUAACUGUGCCUUAUUGUGCUAAACUGAUCAUUAUAAACAUGAAAAAUGCUACUGCUUUAACCACAACACCUGUGCGCAGGUUAUGUCCUUGCUUACGCUGUGUGGAUGGAUGGAUUAACUUAUGUUGCUGAAAGUAAAAAGAAACUCAUUCCUCACUGAAACCACAUAUGAACAAAUACGCUGAUGAUGUGAGAAUGUGCAGCACUGAAUCCGAUCUAAGUAUUUUUUAUCAUUUGUUCGGUCUGACAGUACUCACUAAUGUAUGUAUUGUAUUUAUGGGGUUUUGUACACAUAGUCACAGAUCCAAAUAUUUCUGUGUAUGGAAAUAUAUUAGUUUUGUUGUGUGUGGUGUGUUUGGACCCUCACACUGUAGUUUGUCUCAGCAGUAAUCUCCGUCUGUUUCAUCCUUCCAGUAGCAGAUGUAAUAUGUGCUUUCUCAUCGGGGCAACUAUCCUGUACAGCAGCGUUUUUCAGAUUGUUUCGUUUUUUUCCACUACCUCUGUAGCUGUCAUGUCAGAGAGGGGAAAAGAACCACACGGGUAUAGAAAACUAAAUUCUGUUUUUGUAACUAUAAUAUAGAUAUCACAAACCACACAAGCUAAAUAAACUAUAUAUAUCCACAUAAA
Molecule: messenger RNA, 6622 nt
Organism: Archocentrus centrarchus (flier cichlid)
Lineage: Eukaryota; Metazoa; Chordata; Actinopteri; Cichliformes; Cichlidae
Product: monocarboxylate transporter 2
Exons: 5
Coding region: 295-1734 (479 amino acids)
Biological process (GO): plasma membrane lactate transport
Cellular component (GO): basolateral plasma membrane
Molecular function (GO): lactate transmembrane transporter activity
Source: RefSeq, a predicted model, not a curated record